Messenger RNA from Neoarius graeffei (lesser salmon catfish), 3859 nucleotides. RefSeq names its product calcium-activated chloride channel regulator 1-like. NCBI's taxonomy places the organism in Eukaryota, Metazoa, Chordata, Actinopteri, Siluriformes, Ariidae. The record is from RefSeq and is a predicted model, not a curated record. The coding region runs from base 216 to 2852 and encodes 878 amino acids. The transcript has 14 exons.
CAAAUACGCCCCUCCACACCCUGAUAGAAACAGAAUAAAAUACGUUCUCUCUGCUUAACUUGAUUAUUGCACUGCGUAUUUCAGCUGAAGAUUGCAAACAGCUCAUCUGAUUUUGUAAUGGGAGCAUUUUUUUUUUUUUACAAAACAAAAGAAUAAGUGAUUACUCAAAAGUUUAAUUAAAAUCAAAUCUGGGUUUACGGUUCAGUUCUGCAAUCAUGGUACUGACUGCGGUGUUGGUGUUUCUCAGUGCACUGGGACCUGUUAUAGCAAUUCGACUGGAUGGAAAUGGGUACACUGAUAUUCUCAUUGUUAUCAACCCAUGGGUGCAAGAGAAUGAAGAACUGAUCAAUCAGACCAAGGAAAUGAUCAUCAGUGGAUCAAAUUAUCUAUUUGAAGCUUUAGACCACAAGGUGUUCUUCAAGGAGGUGAAAAUACUUGUCCCACCAAACUGGACGACAGGAAAGUAUGAGAAAGCAAGAAAUGAAUCCUAUGAAAAGGGCAGAAUAAUAAUUGACAACCCACAUCCUUCAUUUGGUGAUGAUCCAUACACUCGUCAGACCAAAGGCUGUGGAGAGGAGGGUGAAUACAUUCAUUUCACACCAAACUUCUUGUUAAACAAUGAUCUCAUCCAAGUAUAUGGACCUCGAGGACGGGUUUUUGUGCAUGAAUGGGCUCACCUCAGAUGGGGGGUAUUUGAUGAAUAUAAUAAGAAAGAACCCUUCUAUGAGAAGCUUGGUGAAAUUCUACCAACAAGGUGUACUGAGAAGAUUACUGGCCAGUGGCAUGAAAUUAUUCACCAACAAACUCGACCUUGCCGAUUUAAUGCAAAUGGAAAACCAACAUCCCACUGCGAAUUCCUUCCAUAUAAAGUGCAAGAGACAAAUGCUUCAAUAAUGUACCUACAAAGUUUAGAAUCUGUAAAAGCAUUUUGUCAAGAAGGGGAACACAACAUUGAAGCUCCCAAUGAGCAGAACACGAAGUGUUCAAACAAAGCCACACAAACCGUCAUCUUUCAGGAUUCUGUGGACAAAGAUACCCUUCAAAAUCUAAAGUCUCUUCCAUCUGCACCACCAACUCCAACGUUCAAAGUCAUACAGAGGGGACCUCGGGUUGUCUGCCUCAUCCUUGAUGUCUCAGGAAGCAUGCAGGGUUCAAAAAUAAAAAACCAACGCCGAUCUGCCACAGUUUUGUUAAACCAGUGUAUAAAAGAAAAAGAGACUGUGGGGCUUGUGACAUUUAGUUCUGAUGCUCAAGUACUAAGCCCGUUGACUUUAAUAGAUGGACAGGCUUCAAGAGACAAUCUAAUAAACAAGUUGCCAACAGUUGCAAACGGAGGUACUCAAAUCUGUAAAGGCCUCAGAAAAGGCUUAGAGCUUCUUCAAUCAAAUGAUAAGACAGCAAUUGGAGAUGAAAUAAUUUUUCUGACAGAUGGGGAAGCAGGUGAUAAUGUUGGAGCUUGUUUACAAGAAGCUGUUGACAGUGGUGCAAUCAUUCACACUAUAGCACUUGGCCCAACUGCAGACCCGGUAUUGAAAACCAUGGCAGAGAGAACAGGGGGAGAAUUUAAAGUAGCAAGUGAGUCUGUUGUUUCCAACGAGCUUCUGGAUGCCUUUUGCUCAAUUACAAUGUUUGAUGGGAAUCCAAUCGCUCAGCCCAUUCAGCUUGAAAGCACUGCAAAGAAUGUUGCAGAUUGGUUUAAUGGAACAGUUCCCAUUGACCGGACUAUAGGAAAUAACACCGCCUUUACAAUCACCCAUGAAAGAAGUGCACCCACUGUGUACAUAAAGUCACCAAGUGGUUUGGUUUACGACCAGAGAAACACCUCUAGCAUUGCUAGUACAAUCACUUUUACUGUUCCAGGAACUGCAGAGCCUGGAGACUGGAAAUAUAGCUUCCUCAAUAAUGAAUCACCUGUUCAGGCAAUAGGUUUAAUAGUAAUGAGUCGAGCGGCCCGUGAAGAUGUUCACCCAGUCACAGUUACAGCCAGAAUGAACCAACAGACCAGUGAUGGCACCAAACCCAUGGUCGUGUUGGCUGAGGUCAGUCAGAAUUAUAAUCCUGUGGUGGGGGUCACUGUUUGGGCGAACCUGGCAUCAGAUACUGGGCACUCAGUACAACUGGAGCUACUUGAUAACGGAGCAGGAGCUGAUACUUUCAAAGACGAUGGUGUCUAUUCCAGAUAUUUUACAAAAUUAAAACGUGGAAAAUACAGUCUGAAAGUGAGAGUGGAAAAUCAACAUGGAGGAGUCCAACUUUCCUCACGCAGACACAGUGGUGCUCUGUAUGUCCCUGGAUAUAUUGUGGAUGGUAAAGUGAAAUUAAACCCUCCUAAGCCCACAAUAAAUGUGCCACCAGUAGAUGUGGGAAACUUCACCAGAACAAAAACUGGGGAGAGUUUUGUGGUGGAAGCAGAUGGACCUUCAAACUUUCCUCCAAACAAGAUCACAGAUCUGACUGCGAAAAUACAGAAGGGCAUCAUCCUUCUCAACUGGACGGCUCCUGGUGAGGAUUUUGAUGAGGGAAAAGCCCAAUCCUAUGAAAUCAGAUGGAGUGAAGAUUUGAAGAUGCUUCAGAAUAACUUCAACAGCACGAAUCUGGUGAACACUUCAGCACUUGUGCCUCAAGUGUCAGGAUCACCUGAACAUCACUCUUUCAAGCCUAAUAUUACAAUUCAAAAUGGCACCACGGUUUUCAUUGCUGUUCAGUCACUGGACCACCAGUCAGCAAGGUCAGAGAUAUCAAAUAUUGCUCAAGCAAAAAAUGAUGCUCAAAGUCCCAGACCCCCACCAUUAACCUUAGUCCUACCCCUGCCCCUACUCCUAACCCUAACUUUAAUCCAAGUCUCAAUGUGACUGCGAUCAUUGCCUCAGAUUGUGUAGUGACCAUCUGGCGACCAUGUGUUUGAGCUGUGGUCAUCACAUGGACAAUGAAAAAAAUAUAUAUAUUAGUUAGUCCUUAGUUUAAUAGAACAAGGUCUACACCAAGACUACAAGCUCAAACAUUCUAUUCUGAUUUGUUCUUCACAUACGAUUUAUUAUUUUUUCCUUUGAAUUUAAUUUUUUAUUACAACUUCCAUUCCGGGCGGCACGGUGGUGUAGUGAGCGCUGUCGCCUCACAGCAAGAAGGUCCGGGUUCGAGCCCCGUGGCCGGCGAGGGCCUUUCUGUGCGGAGUUUGCAUGUUCUCCCUGUGUCUGCGUGGGUUUCCUCCGGGUGCUCCGGUUUCCCCCACAGUCCAAAGACAUGCAGGUUAGGUUAACUGGUGACUCUAAAUUGGCCGUAGGUGUGAAUGUGAGUGUGAAUGGUUGUCUGUGUCUAUGUGUCAGCCCUGUGAUGACCUGGCGACUUGUCCAGGGUGUACCCCGCCUUUCGCCUAUAGUCAGCUGGGAUAGGCUCCAGCUUGCCUGCAACCCUGUAGAACAGGAUAAAGCGGCUAGAGAUAAUGAGAUGAGAUGAGAUGAGAUACCUCCCAUUCCAAAAAUUUGGGACACUGUGUAAAACAUAAACAGAACGUGAAGAUGUGCAAAUCAUAGAAACCCUAUAUUUCAUUGAAAAUAGUACAAAGACAACAUAUCAAAUGUUGAAACAGAGAAAUUUUAUUGUUUUUUGAAAAAUAUAUGCUCAUUUUUAAAUUUGAAGUCAGCAACAUGUUUCAGAAAAGUUGGGACAGGGGCAAGAAAAGACUGAAAAAGUUAUGUGAUGUUCAAAAACACUAAUUUGGGUUAAUUCUUCAAACUUUUCCACUCCUCUUGAGCUGGAAUUAUGUUAUAGAUUUAUUUAAAUGUUGGGAGAGGGUUCUCACUGGGUUUUGAAAAUAUUCUCGUUUUUCCUUGAAAAAUAAAAGCUCAAUAAGUAUUUUUCA